Plasmopara halstedii is the source of this 3777-nucleotide messenger RNA. RefSeq lists its product as hypothetical. Gene Ontology annotation, cellular component: GPI-anchor transamidase complex. The transcript is spliced from 4 exons. Gene Ontology annotation, biological process: attachment of GPI anchor to protein. Lineage: Eukaryota; Oomycota; Peronosporomycetes; Peronosporales; Peronosporaceae. Bases 1 to 3777 code for a protein of 1258 amino acids. The record is from RefSeq and is a predicted model, not a curated record.
AUGGCAGGCACACGGCUGCAGAUCGUAGGAACAUUCGUGCUAUUUGUGCUGCUUGCAGCACCUGUGGCUUGGCUUUUAACACAAGUAGAGCGUGUAGAACUUCCUGUCUCGCGCAUCCAGCAAUUAUCAUGGGCGGCGUCGCGCUUUAAGACACCACCCGAUACAUUUUACGUGGAUAUCUACAGUUUUGGCUCAGUAUCGUCACCUCCGCCGUCUUCCAGCAUUACUAGCAUUGUAUACGUACCACAUUCUAUGCAUCUAAGCACCGAACAGAAGCAGAUGCUGCAAUUUGGUCUUAACAAUGGUCCACAGGCAACGGAUGAUGCGCUGAAGACGUUGGUGACACAAGAUUCCAAGCACUUCAGUAUCUUUUUAAUAGGCGAUGAGAAUGCAGCUUCGGCAUCUCCAAUUCUGACAGUAGGGAAGUAUCGUCACGCGUGGUCAUUGGAUAGUCAACUACUUGAAGGGGGUGCAGUUCAUAUUGCCUUAGAAAAGCUGAUUCGAACGCAUGUGUACCCUCAAGACGAUAUGGAGCGUGAUAACCAGAAUACCAAAUCACAAUUGGCGCGAAGAGCAUUGCGCUAUCGUCUGCAGUUCUCAUUGCUUAAGGAAAAUCCAUUGACACCGUGGAAUGAGAAUUUACAGAUGCUUGUAGAUAUGUAUCUAAGUCAUUUCGUGCGCAAAGUUGGAGCACUUGCCAAUUUCACGGUAGAAACGCAGGUGAUUCAGUACGCGAGACUUGCCAAGGAGGUUACUUCAAAUUCAGACGGCACCGAAUUCCACAUUAAUGCAAACGACUUGAAGCAUUUCAAAAGCACGAAUGACUAUCUAGAUGCGUCAGUGUUGGACGAUGGCGAGCAAGUGCUGCACUUUAUGGCUGCACUUCCGGACGUACAACACGCACCGUUAUUUAUUCGUCCAGAAGAGGACAAUGCUAAUUUGGCAACAGCUUUUGAGCUGCCGGGAUGGGGUAUUGUGGUAAUUCUCAACCCUUUUAAGCUCGAUAGUACUUCUUCAAUGACAACACGAAUGUACGAAUUGCAACGAGUAAUGGGACUAUUCAUCACAGAGUUUCGAACAUUACUUGGCGUACCAUCGUUUUUUCAUCGACAACAGCAAGAGAAUGCAGCAAAUGGUCUUCCAAGACAACAACUGCUCUUUCUACCGUCUUCUGUCGAUGGUAUUGCUGAUUGGGAGUUGGAUGUUAUCAUGCGCGAACGCUUUACAAUGCUUAUGCAGACAGCAAUUGAGACAUUGCAAUCUACAUUGAAGCUUGUUGAGACACUACCAGAAUUGAGUGUAUUAGAACGCGUUCAAGUUCGAGUCCAGAAAGCUGUCACAAGACUUGAAGCUAUUCUCUGUGAUCAAAAAUGGCAACAUGAAUGUGUCGAGCCGUCAGAUCUGCAUACUCUUCUAGCAAUGGCUCGUCAGGCUUCCGAACUAACAGACGCUGCGUAUUACGAUCAUACAAUGAUUCGACAACUUUAUUUUCCUCAAGAACAAAUGCUUGGUGUCUACGCACCACUUCUCGCUCCUCUCAUUCUCCCAUUUUUAUUAGGUCUAAUCCGGGAGAUUAAACGUUAUAAAGCAAAGAAGAGGGAGAUCGUUCAGACCAGAACAUUUAUCUGCCAGAUCAAUUCAAAUCGUGCUCUAGACAUCUUGACAAUCUCGUCUUACACGCCUGUUAUGGCUUCCAAAGAUUCGCUAUUCGAUUCAUCUUUAGACGAAUUACCAGCUUUUUUCUCAAAUGGCAGUGUAGAUGAUACCAAGUACGAAUCGUUACUAGCAGAUUUGCGUGCUCAUGAUCUACUUGGGCCUAUAGAAAGUAGCGCUCAGGCCAGUGAUACCGGCUCGUCAAUUUUUUUCAAUGACGCUUUUUCUGCUAUUUUUAUGGGAACAUUUCAAUCAAAACAUGUUACUAAGACUGAUGUCGAAUCUUCUCGUGCACCACCAGGAUUAGGAGCACCGUCGGAGGAUUUAAAGUGGGCAAGAGGUCAACAAUUAUUCUCCAGACUUGAGGAAAAGUUUCAAGGCUCUGGAGGUGAGAAAACGGGAGCUAAUGAACGUGCGCCACCCCCUGGUUUAAGUUUGGAUCAAGAUACGGAAUUGGAUGAGAGUCAAGUACCUGGAUUAAAAGGACUGGGUCUUGAUGAUGACGAUACGGCAUUCGAACCACCAGUUCAGGCUCCUCCUCCGCUUCCACACCCACCACCUAUUCCUAUGUCGCCGACUCAACCACCUAAUGCUUAUGGUCUACAAUCAGUGCCAUCCAACACACAACAGCAACAGUAUUUGCCUUCUCCACCUCACAUGCAGCACCGUCCACCACAUCCUGUUUACAUCCAAGGUCACCAAUCUAUGCCUUCUCAAGGAUUGCACCCACCUCCACCGCAUUAUCACGGACGUGGUCCACCUCCUCCACUGCGUCCGCCAUUUGUCGGUCCUCCUGGUACAUUUGGACGUUCUGGUGUGCAUCAGCCAUUACCACAACUGCAUUCAUUUUCAUUCAAAAUGAUGACCCCACGUGAUGUGAAUUUUGUCAUGCAGCAACAAAUGAAAUGGUUACGAUCAAGUGAUCCAUUUAGUGAUGAUUAUUAUUUUCAUAAUUAUAUGCAGAAACGCAAUCGAGGUACUGGAGCUGGUCAUGCAUCCGUUCCAUUACCAUCUUGGAAGUUACAGCAUGUCAAAUCAGUUGAUCCACGUGAUGCACAACGCGAAGUGAAGUCAAGGAAUUGGGAGAAUGAAUAUCACGUUCUUGGACGUAACACUAAGAGUAGUUUAUAUCGUCCGAAGCAAUUGCUCAACUUAGCUAAUAAGGAUAUAUCUACUCUGUCUCAAGCUCCAUCAAAUAUAAAUGAUCCAGAAUGUACUGCAUUAUGUGGUGAUAGCAAUGAUGCGGUAUCUUCAGCAGCUGAGUCAAGUAGUGAAGCUGCUAGUUCCAAACACUUGCGUGGUUCAAGCCCUGGUGCAUUGGUUGUUGCAGCAGAAGCACAAGCUGCCAAAGUUUUAAAAAUGAGUGAAAAUGCUAGUCGUAAUUCUGUCUUUGCAAAUGAUACAUGGACGUUGCGUCUUCAGCUGGAUCGUGGAAUGCAGUGUUUGCUUUCGUUACAAGAUGCUCGUCAUUUAUUAGAUGCUCGUGGUAUUAACGUGCAACAAUUUCAUUCAAUGUGUGAAGAUGAGAUGGAUAUCGCUCUUGUUGAAUUACGAUCACGGACCACGUUAUUACUUCUCGAACUUGCUGCUCUACUAGGUGUCAAUGUGACUCAUAAUGCGAAAGAAAGUGAACCACAUGGUGUUAUGAAUUGUGACUUAAAGCAGCUACAAAAGAUGUUGAUGGUAAGUAAAGGAAAGAUUUUGGUCAGUCGUGCCCUUCCAUUAUUACAUCCAUCCGCUCGAUUUGUGCUUCUACCUCAUGUUGUCACGUAUCUAUUAUCUGGAAUAACAAAUGGUGGAAGUUAUCAGGACAAUGAUGAUCGGUUGUGUCAGACACUAGUACUUUUGUUACUUUAUGUACCACCUUCACCACCACUUGAAUUACUUGUCGAGUGUUUACAACGUGCACUUGAUAGUCACAAUGUUCAAUCACUUUCACUUGUUUUACACAAUCGAGCACGUGCUGAAGCUUUUCAGGCAUUACUUCAACGUGGUGCUUUAGCUAUUCAAGAGCUUAAGGCUGAUGAUAUGAAGGUUGAGCAUGUGAAUGCGAUUAAAGAAGAAUGGGAAUAUCAUCAGAAUGUGUUUGUACAAAUGGCUACUGCUAUGAAGCAAACAAAUUGA